AAAAAGCAAAGCACAUGUAAGGUUUUCUCACUCGGACAUCUGUACUACUGAAUCAUCUGGAAACAACGCAAAUAAAAUAUUUUAAAAAGAAGAACCUACAGAGUUCUCUGCCAUGUCAUUCUCACCUAGUUUCCUGUCCGAAGAUCAACUGCUGUGUUCCAUCUGCUUAGAUGUGUUUAACAAUCCAGUAUCUAUACCCUGCGGCCACAACUUCUGCAUGGCCUGCAUCGGUAAGUACUGGGAUUCAUCCAAGCACUGUCAGUGCCCCCUCUGCAAGCAGAAUUUCAAGAGAAAGCCCGAUCUCCACAUUAAUGGAACUCUCCGUGAGAUCACCGAACAGUUCAAGCAGAUGACAAGCAAAACAGGAUCCUGUAGGGGGGUUGGCAGAGGUAGGGCAGUUGAGAAAGAAGGAAGACCACAGGGGUCAGUGGAUGAAACAGAAAGACUAGGCCAUCUUCAAGGUGAUCGCUUUAAUGACAUGAAUCAGAAAUCUUCCUCUAACAAUAAAACAGGACCUGUGGAAACUGUCACAGCAAAUGCAGAUAGUGCAGAUGGCACUCCGGCACCAGUUUUAACAAGAGUAGCUUCCAUGCGAAGGUUUACACUGAGUGGGGCUGAAAAAGGUAUGAAUCUGCCUCUUUGUCCAAAACACCAUCGAAACUUGGAACUGUUCUGUCAAUACGAUAAGGAAUGUAUUUGUGUGGAGUGUGGACAAACAGAACACCAAUCACACAACGUGACAUGCGCUGAUAAAGAGUGGCAAAGUAAUAAGAUGAAAAUAAGUAUCAUGGACAGUGAGAUACAAGAGAUGACCAAAGAGAGACUGCAAAAAGUGGGGGAGAUCAAACAAUCACUGACCGAAAUAAAAAUGCUCGGCGAGCGCGAGACCCAAUGCAGCAUGCAGUUUAUUGGAGCUUUGAUUAGGUCCAUCGAGUGCAGCCAGGCAGGGCUGUUGGAGGUGAUUGAGAUGAAUUGUUGCUCUGCAGAACAUAAGGCUGAGGUGAUGAUCAAAGAACUGGAAGAGGAGAUCACACAGUUAAGGAAGAGAAGUGCUGCGUUGGGUAAAGUUGCCCAAAUUAAAGACUACUACGCUGGACUAAAGAGUUAUUCUGAUAUCAUUAUGCCACUCUCAAUGAAAGACUGGGCAGGUGUUUCAUUAACAUCCGACCUUGGAACGAAAGCAGUUUACAUCUCUAUCUGUCAGCUACUAGAACGAUUCAAGGAGGAACUUCAUAAACUACCUGCGAUCUGCCUUUUAGUGUCCCCUGAACAAUCACCAACGAAGUCUCUCCCAAAAAUAAAGAGAAUACAGGAGUAUGCAGUGGAGGUGACCCUGGAUCCCCACACUGCCCAUCCUCGCCUCAUCUUAUCAGAGGACUGGAAGAAGGUGUGGUGCAGUGAAAGGCACCACCUAGUUCCCAACAACCUUGAACGGUUCGACCGUGUGGUCUGUGUACUGGGACGCGAGGGAUUCUCUAGUGGUCGACACUACUGGGAGGUAGAGGUUGGUGGGAAAACCGACUGGGACCUGGGGGUGGCUUCUCAGUCCAUCAGUAGAAAGGGUAAGAUCAUGGUUAGCCCCAGCAACGGCUACUGGUUUCUUAGCUUGCGGGACAAAAACAACUAUGCUUUUAGGACUGAACGUUCCACUGCCCUACCCCUCAGCCUGAAACCGCAGAAGAUAGGGGUGUUUGUGGACUAUGAAAAAGGUCAAGUGUCAUUUUAUAAUGUGGACGCAAAAGUACACAUCUACACUUUCAUGGAUAAAUUCUCUGAGACUAUUUAUCCGUUCUUCAGUCCCUGUACCAACAAAACGGGCAAAAAUGAUGCUCCGCUUGUGAUUACGCCUGUCCUUUUUUGACUGAUCAUAGAGAAAGAGAAGGUCUGAAAAUCUGUGAUCUGAAAUGUUUAAUGCUUUUUUGUCUGUCAGCCAAUUGCACAAUUUUAAGUGAAAACACUGGAAAAACAAUCAAAUCUGGUUUAAUAUUUAAAAUCUAUUAACUUUACCGCACGCUCAAACGCAGCUUGAAAAUAAUCCUUGUAACCAGAUUACAAACUUUUUGUGUAAACGUAUAGCAGCAAAUGCUAUUGUAUCAAUAUCCUCUUCCUAUCAGAUACAGGAAAUAAAUAAACUAAUUUUCUCAUAUUUCAUUUAGCCUAUCAGUAAACUGUAGCUCAGUGGUAAGAGCAAGGUAGUGGGUUCGAUCCCAGGAGAUUGCAAAUACCUAUGUAAAAUGUAUAGGACAAAGCAAUGUUAGAAGCGUUUGGAUAAAAGCAUCUUAUAUAAACUCCCUACUCUUUAAAACUGCACCUUAUCUACACUAGAGAGUGCUCUUGUGAUCAUGAUGAACAAUGAUUUCAGAAUGCAAAUGGCAAGUUACUGCAAGUAGGGCCUACAUUUUCUCCCUUUCUUUUACCCACCUCCUUUGCCUCUGACCGCUUAACCUAUUACAUUCCACUCUUUCUCUCCUUUUAACACGUGACGUGUAUCAUUCAAGACAUGGCCCAUAGUCACAUCAUUGCGGUGACGUAGGCUUACACGUUGCCUUCUAAUUAAACUGUUUAUCUCUGCCUUGAAUUGUUUAUCGCUGCUUAAUUCUUGACAGCUGCUAAAUAAAUGGUCUUUGGUUGUUUUUUAAUCAAUCACAAUAAAAACCCAGGCUACUAUAGCCUACUACGUCACAUCACUACAAACUUGUCUGUAAGUUACACAUUUGUAAUUGACAUUAACUGUCUUUACGUGUUUUUUUACCGCUCUCGGUAACUCCCAAAGCAAAUCCUAACGGUAUUUUCUCUCUGUACACUGUACUUGUUGGUUCCUGUCAAAAGUAACUGUCGAGAGAAAAUACCUUGGGGCUGAAAUUCUGAAUGGAUGCUGCGUUUCUUCAAGGCGCCAGAAGGUGGAAUGUUCAACAAGAAACUUGACCUUCUCAAAAAGGUUUUCUUCCUUGUCAAAGAUGGCAAGGAAAUAUUUCUAUAUCUAACCAUUUAAUAUAGAACAGAGACUGGGGUUGUCACACAAGACAUGUGAGAAGGACUAGGCCUACAUCUCAGAAUCUGGUUUUGUACCAUGUGCACAAAAACUUGUUUUCUAAAGCAGU
This is a messenger RNA of Triplophysa dalaica, 3101 nucleotides long. Its product is annotated as zinc-binding protein A33. The coding region runs from base 113 to 1861 and encodes 582 amino acids. Gene Ontology annotation, molecular function: protein binding; zinc ion binding. The record is from RefSeq and is a predicted model, not a curated record. The transcript has 8 exons. Lineage: Eukaryota; Metazoa; Chordata; Actinopteri; Cypriniformes; Nemacheilidae.